Messenger RNA from Hippocampus comes (tiger tail seahorse), 3280 nucleotides. It is a transcript of the gene ubtf, whose product is annotated as upstream binding transcription factor. The record is from RefSeq and is a predicted model, not a curated record. Lineage: Eukaryota; Metazoa; Chordata; Actinopteri; Syngnathiformes; Syngnathidae. Bases 1049 to 3280 code for a protein of 743 amino acids. The transcript has 22 exons.
CGGGCGUCAACGUUUGUGCUUUAUUGAAGUUGUACUUUAGAUUGUUAGUAAACUUUGAAAGCAGCACAUUUCAAACGUAUAAAACGAAAAGAUGAGACUCUAUGUGACGAUUCGAACAAUCAAACGUUACGCUCACCGCUCAAAAGCUUUGUUUAGAAGUAUUUUAAUCGGUAAAGCACAUAAAAAACAUCGCCUGUAGCAUUUGAAAUGUAAAUAUGCCCGACAGCAAGCGAACGCAUCGCUGUUUAACAUGGCCCAGAAGCCUGGGAACUGUUGGUUUUCCUCACCGGGUUGCCGCGAUUGGACGGCCCGGUGUUCCGCCCACAAACACAAGGUGGAGUUGGAAAAAGGAAAAGGAAAAAAAAUACAUGCUGAUCUAAUAUAUGAAGCUGUCAAACAGCCAUCGACAAUUUCGAAAACGAGCAUUCCCUUUAACGUAUAAAGGCACCUAGGUCCAUAUAGUAACACACCAGUGGGUAGACAUCCCAAAAAUAUUAAUUAUGAUAAUAAUGACGCAAAACCAAUACAUGAGAUGUCUAACCAUCUCAGGUUCGAGAUUUGAGGUUAGUCAAAUGAUGCGAACUUUCGGUGUUGGAAGCUCGUUCGGUUUGCCCCGUCAAAGUGUUGCAAACAUGGGCAGCGAAGCGGACAUGAUGGCCGGUGUUCGGUCCGGGUCGGUCGGAUCGUCCCCUUCAGAUGUAAAAAUGCGAUGGCGGCUGACGGAAACGACGGCGGUGGCGUCGGUCCGACAACAUGGAAGACGCCUCGGCCUCGUGCAACGGUUGGGUGGGGAGUGGGAAGCUUGCUUCGCGUUGACUGGAGGGAGACGGCGAGUGCGAUGGAGGCGGGGGAAGAAUCAUCUCUGCGGGGACUGGAGCCGAGGACCGACGGCGCAGUACUGGCGAUCGUUCAACCCUCCCCUUCUUCCUCCACAACGACGCCGAGAAGCAGCUAGUUCCCCGUCUUUGUGGCACAUCCAGCCCUUACCACCACAACGUUCAUAGCCGACCCAUGUGUGGAAACGUACUAAAUCUAGGAUAACCCACAAAUGAAUGGAGACAUGGAGGCAACAUCCCAACAUCAAUUGUGGGCGCAGGACGACAUGCUCCAGUUGCUGGAGGCCAUGAAGUUGGCACUGCCACAGAAGGACCUGACCAAGUACAAGACGUCUGAGUCCCACCUGGACUGGCAGAAGGUGGCCUUCAACUCCUACACGGCCGAGAUGUGCAAGCUGAAGUGGCAGGAGGUCUCCAAAGAGAUCCGUAAAUUCCGGACCCUCACAGAGCUGAUUUUUGAUGCUCAGGAUUAUAUCAAGAACCCAUAUAAAGGCAAGAAACUAAAGAAACACCCGGAUUUCCCGAAAAAGCCCCUGACGCCAUAUUUCCGCUUCUUCAUGGAGAAGAGGGCCAAGUAUGCAAAGUUGCAUCCGGAAAUGAGCAACUUGGAUCUGACCAAGAUCUUGUCCAAGAAGUACCGUGAGCUGCCGGACAAAAAAAAGAAAAAAUAUGUGGACGACUUUUUGAAGGACAAAGAGACAUUUGUGCACAGCAUGAUGAGGUUCAGGGAGGAUCACCCGGAGCUUAUGGAAAGCAUGACUAAGAAAGGCUCAAAUGUUCCAGAGAAGGCCAAAACGCCCCAACAGCUGUGGUACAACCAUGAAAAGAAGGCCUUCCUCAAAGGCCACCCAGACGCUACCACAAAGGAUAUCAAGGAUUGCCUCGGCAAGCAGUGGACGCAGCUGUCAGACAAAAAGAGACUCAAGUGGAUCGCCAAGUCGCUCGAGCAGCAAAAGCAGUACGAGGAGACAAUGCGCGAGUACAUUCAGCAGCACCCCGAGAUGAACCUGACCCAGGGGGACAUCGUCAGGUCCACGUUGACCAAAGCCGAGAGGCACCUGAAGGACAAAUCUGACGGGCGGCCCGACAAACCCCCUCCGAACGGUUACUCCAUGUUUUGCGCCGAGCUGAUGUCCAGCAUGAAGGACGUGCCCAGCACCGAGCGCAUGGUCAUGUGCAGCCAGCGCUGGAAGCUGCUCAAGCAAAAUGAGAAGGACGCCUACCAGAAACGCUGUGAGCAGAGGAAGAAGGAGUAUGAAAUUGAGAUGAACAGAUUCCUCAGCAGUUUGUCUGAGGAGGAACAGCAAAGGGUCUUGGGUGAGGAAAAGGUGGGCUUCAAGAGAGGCAGCGUGGCCAACAGCCCUGCGUCCAAAAAGAAGAACUCCAAAGCUAAGGGCAACCCGGAAAAACCCAAGCGGCCCAUCUCGGCCAUGUUCAUCUUCUCCGAGGAGAAGCGUCCCAAGCUGCACCAGGAGCGUCCGGAUCUCUCGGAAAGCGAGCUCACACGACUGCUGGCACGCAUGUGGAACGAGCUUCCGGACAAGAAAAAGGAAAAGUACAAACGGCUGGAGGCGGUCUUAAAGGCGGAGUCAGAGAAAAAGGAGGACCGCAGUCUGCCCGACCCACCCAAGACGGCGCAGGACAUCUGGCAGCAGAGCGUUAUCGGAGACUACCUGGCGAGAUUUAAGAACGACCGUCCCAAGGCUCAGAAGGCGAUGGAGGCCACUUGGAGCACCAUGGAAAAGAAGGAAAAGAUUAUGUGGAUCAAAAAGGCGGCAGAAGACCAGAAAAGAUAUGAGCGAGACCUGUGCGAGAUGCGUUCGCCCGUCGCUACCGCCGUGGCCUCGGGGAAGAAGAUGAAGUUCGAGGGCGAGCCCAAGAAGCCGCCGUCAAACGGGUACCAGAAGUUCUCUCAGGAGAUGCUGUCCAAUGGCGAGCUCAACCACCUGCCCAUGAAGGAGAGGAUGACGGAGAUCGGCAGCCGCUGGCAGAGGCUGCCUCUCAAGGACAAGGACCGCUACAAAAAGAUUGCAGAGGAGAUGCAGAGGCAGUACAAAGUGCUGCUUGAGCAGUGGCUCGCCAGCGUUUCUUCUCAAGUGAGGAACACCUACAAAGAGUACAACUCACAGAAGAGGAAAGCCCCGGCAAAACCAGGAGGCCCCAAGCCCAAGGCCAAGAAAUCUGACACUGAGGACAACGAUGACGAUGAUGACGACGACGACGAUGAUGAUGAUGAAGAUGAAGAUGAUGACGAAAAGGACAGGGCUUCCUCUGAAGGGGCAUCCUCCAGUGAAGAUGACGAUGAUGACGAUGACAAGGAUGACGAUGAUGACGACGACGACGACGAGGAUGACGAAGACGAGGUGGACGACAAGGAGAACAAGUCAGAAGACAGCAGCAGCGAGUCCAACUCGGGCGGCUCCUCAGACUCGGACUCAGACUGA